Ixodes scapularis (black-legged tick) is the source of this 958-nucleotide messenger RNA. Its product is annotated as putative nuclease HARBI1. Lineage: Eukaryota; Metazoa; Arthropoda; Arachnida; Ixodida; Ixodidae. Bases 149 to 958 code for a protein of 269 amino acids. The record is from RefSeq and is a predicted model, not a curated record. The transcript has 2 exons.
ACGCGCGUUUCUCGUUUUCGGUUAUCAUCUGAGUUUUCCUGUCUGUAUUCUGCCCUUCGACCGACCGACCCACCGACAAACCCUCCGACCGGCCACGGACUGACUGAUAAGAUUUGCGGACCGAUUUCCGACUUUGCUACCGGGCAGAAUGUCCAACGCAAGGAAUCGCCGACACAGAAGAGACCGCACGGACGCGCAGUACGCAGCGGCAAUGAUGAGGCGACAGCGUGUGCUGCGGGACCGCCUGGACCCCUUUGAGGAUUUCGACGAGGAUGGGCUGCAGCAACGGUUCCGAUUUGGAAGAGCGGGCAUAAUGUUUCUCGCCGACACACUGCGUCCGGACUUGGAGCGCCGUGCUCGUCGUAGCCGCGCCCUCUCUGCAGAGCAGCAAGUGAUCAUCGCCUUGCAGUUCUACGCAACUGGGAACUUUCUGAUCACUGCAGGCGACUACAUUCGCGUGCAUGUGUCAAGUGCUUCACGGGCUGUGAGGCAAGUCACCAUAGCGCUGGCUCGUCGAGCACAAGACUUCAUACGAUGGCCUGACGCUGCGGAGGGGGCAGCCUUGCAGCACAAGUUCUACGACAUGGCCGGCUUUCCUUUGGUCGUGGGUGCUGUUGACGGUACCCAUGUCCGGAUCCAGGCACCCCAUGUGCACGAGGAGGCGUACGUCAACCGCCAUGGAUACCAUUCCAUCAACGUACAGGUGGUCGUUCACGCCUCUUCUCGGAUUCGCAACGUGGUUGCAAGGUGGCCUGGAAGCACCCACGACUCUCGGAUCUUCACGGAGAGCACCUUGGCAGUCAAGCUGGCCAGUGGAGAGUACGACGGCCUGCUGCUUGGUGACAGCGGCUACUCCUGUCAACCAUGGCUGAUGACGCCAUUCCUGUCGUCGUCAUCAGCAGCCGAGGUCGCAUACAAUACGGCACACACGACGACAAGAAGCAUCGUUGAAUGGUAA